CCAUGGACGAGGCUGACCGGCAGCUCCUGCGGCGAUGCCGGGUGCGGCUGGUCCGCGAGCUGCAGGUGGCCUCGCUCUGGGACGUUCUGCUGUCCCGCCAGCUCUUCACGCCCGCCAUGAUCGAGGACAUUCAGCAUGCAGGCUCGGGAUCUCGGAGCGAUCAGGUCAGGCAGCUGGUCAUAGAUCUAGAGACCCGAGGGAGUCAGGCCCUUCCUUUGUUCAUCUCCUGCUUAGAGGACACAGACCAGGACGUGCUGGCUUCAUUCCUGAGAAUGAGUCGGCAAGAAGAAAAGCAGAAUCCAGAGGCUGUCAGACCCCUGAACCUCAGGCCUGUGGUGCUUGGACCAAUGGGCCUCACACCAGAGGAUCUCAGAGAAAAGACGGGUCCAUUAAAGUCGACUCCGAGAAAACUCGCUCCAGUGGUGCUGGGGCCUGAGCAGCUCUGGCCAGCCAAGCUCAGGCCAGAGGUUCUCAGACCAGAGGUGCCCAGGCCAGUGGACAAUUGUUCUGAUGUCUGUGACGUCUGUGCUCAGGAGAUUUCCAAGCAAAAUCCUGAUUUGGCCUACGCCCUGAACGCAGACCCCUGCGGCCACUGCCUCAUCAUCAACAACGUGAACUUCUGCCUCGAGUCGAGGCUCACGGCCCGCACCGGCUCCAAUAUCGACUGUGAAAAGCUGCAGCGACGCUUCCGCUUGCUGCAUUUCACGGUGGAGGUGAAGUGCGACCUGAUGGCCAAGCAAAUGGUCCAGGCUUUGGUGGAGCUGGCGCGGCGGGACCACAGCGGCCUGGACUGCUGCGUGGUGGUUGUCCUCUCUCAUGGCUGUCAGGCGAGCCACCGCCAGUUCCCAGGGGCGGUUUAUGGCACGGAUGGAUGUCUUGUGUCCAUCGAGAAAAUUGUGAACAUCUUCAAUGGAGCCAGCUGCCCCAGCUUGGGAGGGAAGCCCAAGCUCUUCUUCAUCCAGGCCUGUGGUGGGGAGCAGAAAGACCAUGGGUUUGAGGUGGCCUGCGCUUCCCCUGAAGACAGGACCUCUGGCAGUGACCCGGAGUCAGACGCUGUCCUGUUCCAGGAAGGCCCAGGCCCCUUUGACCAGCCGGACGCCGUGUCUAGUUUGCCCACACCCAGUGACAUCUUCGUGUCCUACUCCACCUUCCCAGGCUUUGUUUCCUGGAGGGAUACCAGGAGAGGCUCCUGGUACGUGGAGACCUUGGAUGGGGUUUUUGAGCAGUGGGCUCACUCUGAAGACCUGCAGACCCUCCUGCUCAGGGUCGCUAAUGCUGUUUCGCAGAAAGGGAUUUACAAACAGAUUCCCGGUUGUUUCAAUUUCCUCCGGAAAAAACUCUUUUUUAAAAUGUGAUGCGGGCCAGAGCCCCUCCGCCUCUCACCCUGCUUUACUGUUAACCCCAAAACCUUCCUGCUCCGGGCCCACGGCAGCCAAGGCCAGGUCUCUUCUAUGGCUGUGGCUGUCGUUCUUUCAAGGGGUUUGUGGCCUCUCGUGGGUCUGCUCUUUCCCCACCAGUGCCAGACAGGCUCUUAGCAGCUUCCACGUUGGAGACAAAUGACCUGCGAGAGGAAGAGGGGCAGAAGACUACCAAGGACACUGCAGGACUCUUCCCAGCAGCCCUUUCUCCAGCCAGUGGCUGGGGCCUGUGACCCCAUGGUUGUCUCUACAGGAAGGCUUUUGACCUCAGUACUAUUGACAUUUGGGGCCAGAUAAUCCUUUGUUGUGGGGCCGUCCUGUGCACUGUAAGAUGUUGAGCAGCGUCCCUGGCCUCUGCCCAUAGAUGCCUGUGCACCCCUCCCCAAGUAGUAACGACCAAAAAUGUCUUCAGACACUGCCAGAUGUCCCCCCAUGGGGCCCCACUUGAGAACCACUGAUCCAAAGGAAGUUUUGGUUACAAACAAAUCAGCAUCUCUCUUAGAUCAGCAAGUAUGGGGCUACUGGAGUCUGAACAGUUGGAGUCUGCAAAUCCUAAGUGAAGUUUUAAAAGUUACUUAUUUUUCUUAUGUUCUAGUAUGCUUAAAAAAAUCUUAGGUGAAUAUGGACCCCCCCCCUUUUU
Neomonachus schauinslandi (Hawaiian monk seal) is the source of this 2058-nucleotide messenger RNA. RefSeq names its product caspase 9 (gene CASP9). The coding region runs from base 3 to 1355 and encodes 450 amino acids. The transcript has 10 exons. Gene Ontology annotation, cellular component: cytoplasm. Gene Ontology annotation, biological process: intrinsic apoptotic signaling pathway in response to DNA damage; apoptotic process; regulation of apoptotic process. Lineage: Eukaryota; Metazoa; Chordata; Mammalia; Carnivora; Phocidae. The record is from RefSeq and is a predicted model, not a curated record.